AUGUUCACGUCUCACUCUCGUCAGCAUGCCCAUGUCGAGAAGAUGAGGGCAGGCGGCCACAUCGGAAAGUUGGUGAAGCAUCCUGGUUUCGAUUUAUUCUUUGCAGCCGUCGUGAUCACCAACGCCAUCUUCAUAGGCAUCGAUGUCCAGCGAACGACCGAGGCCGCAACCGGCGACAGGCCAGCGGGCUACAUGGUUGUCGGGUACAUCUACACACUGCUUUACAUAGCUGAGCUUGUGUUGCGGCUCUCUGCUCACGGCUUGCGACUCUUCUGCUCGGACGAUUGGAUGUGGGUGUUGUUGGAUUGCUUCAUUGUCGCGACGUCGGUAUGGGAUGUCCUGGUGGACAUUCUCACGGCCCUUCUGGACGAGAACGGCUUCGAGAGUGUCUCGGGGCUUUCCACUCUAAAGGCUUUCCGAGUUGUUCGUGUGACCAGGGUUUUGAAGAUCGCUCAGCUCUUGCGGAUCUUCCGCUUCGUCAUGGCUCUGCGAACUCUGGUCCAGUCCAUCUUUCACACGCUGAAAGCCUUGGUCUGGGCCUUGCUUCUACUGCUUCUGAUCGUGUAUGUGUUCGCUGUCAUCUUCACCCAGGCUAUCAGCGACUACCGGGUGGAUCAGAGCGCAGCCGGCGAGGUCCUGCCCGACAUCGUUGGCAACGACGGGAUGCUCUACUUCGGAAGCCUUAUCGACAGCAUGCUCAGUCUUUUUAUGAGCAUCGCUGGAGGUAUCCCA
Symbiodinium necroappetens is the source of this 732-nucleotide messenger RNA. NCBI's taxonomy places the organism in Eukaryota, Dinophyceae, Suessiales, Symbiodiniaceae. The record is from the annotation of a GenBank genome assembly.